AUGCCUUUGACUGGCACAGAGAAGUUGAGCAGGGGAGGUGGCACUGGCCAAUUCAGAGGAAGGGGAAACGGCAUUGCCAGGAACGGUGGGAUUACAGAACGAGAUGGCAUUGCCAGGAACGUUGGGAUUACAGAAGGAGAUGGCAUUGCCAGGAACGGUGGGAUUACAGAAGGAGAUGGCAUUGCCAGGAACGGUGGGAUUACAGAAGGAGAUGGCAUUGCCAGGAACGGUGGGAUUACAGAAGGAGAUGGCAUUGCCAGGAACGGUGGGAUUACAGAAGGAGAUGGCAUUGCCAGGAACGGUGGGAUUACAGAAGGAGAUGGCAUUGCCAGGAACAGUGGGAUUACAGAAGGAGAUGGCAUUGCCAGGAACGAUGGGAUUACAGAACGAGAUGGCAUUGCCAGGAACGGUGGGAUUACAGAACGAGAUGGCAUUGCCAGGAACGGUGGGAUUACAGAAGGAGACGGCAUUGCCAGGAAUGGUGGGAUUACAGAACGAGACGGCAUUGCUCGUAAUGGUAGGAUUACAGAAGGAGAUGACAUUGCCAGGAACGAAGGGAUUACAGAAGGAGAUGACAUUGCCAGGAAUGAUAGGAUUACAGGAGGAGAUGGCAUUGCCAUGAUUGUUAGGAUUUAA
Messenger RNA from Ylistrum balloti, 636 nucleotides. RefSeq lists its product as uncharacterized. NCBI's taxonomy places the organism in Eukaryota, Metazoa, Mollusca, Bivalvia, Pectinida, Pectinidae. The record is from RefSeq and is a predicted model, not a curated record. The transcript has a single exon. The coding region runs from base 1 to 636 and encodes 211 amino acids.